UUCGCACCUUGCGAAAUGUAGGCUACAUGCACAAUUUGAACGGAAUAUUACAUAUUUAUCGACUUUCAUUUCUAUCAAAAUGUCUAAACUACAGUUGUUCAAUGCGUAUCUGACUGAACGUUUAACAGCAGCUGCUACAGAGAUAUCAGUGGCAGUAGAGAGAACGAUAACAGAUUACCAGGAAGAGAACGAACGUCUGCGUCGAUUACUUGAUUUGUUAACCAAGCCAAAGUUUAACAGAGCAGACCCCCAGCAACUCACUCUCCUUGUAUCUGAAGAGGAGGAACACUGUGAGCAGGAGUGGAGCCCAAGUCUGGGGCAGGAGGACCCAGAGCCCACACACAUUAAAGAGGAACACGAGGAGUUCAGGACCAGUCAGGAGGAAGAGCAGCUUCAAGGGCUGGAGUCUGACACCAAAGACUCACUUUUCACACAGGCAGGAGUGAAUGUUGACUGCAAUGAUCAGGGCCCACCUCAGCUCUCACAUCUUUACCAAACUCAAACUGUGGAGAACAAAGAGAAGCACUCUAUAGCCACCAACACAAUUGAAGAGAUCAAAACAGAACCUAAUGGACAGGACUAUGGAGUACCAGAACCAACUGGUGACUCUCAUCUCCUCUCUGCAGUAAAUCCUGGUUGUUCUGCAGCUCAGAGUGAAGCCAAUGACAAUGGAAUGGAAAGUGAAGAACAACUGCCAGGAUCUACACUGCUCGAAUCAACUAGAACAUGGCUAAAACAAGGACAAAGCUCCCAUACCAGUACUGAUGACAAGACAGCCAAACAGUUGCCCCAAUUUAAAUCCCCCAGUCAAAGAAAUUCUGUUCCUUUUUCUUGCAAGGUGUGUGGAGAGACUUUUGUUUUCAUGGGCCAUUUUGUCCAUCAUGUGCGAGAAACACACACAAAGAAUCAAGACUACCUGUGUGGUGUGUGUGGUGAAGAAUUUGAGUCCACAGAAUGUAUGAUCGAUCACCUGCAAACACACACUACAGAAAUAUAUUACUGUGAUGUUUGUAGCAAACGCUUCUCCUUUGAGUCUCAUCUGAAACAACACAUGUUGGUUCACACUGGGGAGAGGCAAUACCAAUGCAAAGAAUGUGGCAAAUGCUUCAUUCAUAGUGGACAGCUGAAUACACAUAUGAAGAUUCACACACGGGAGAAAAUGUAUCAGUGUAAAGAAUGUGAAAAAUGUUUCCCCAGUAAGCAUAACCUGGACAGACAUAUGGUGAUUCACAUAUAUUCUAAUCUGAAAAUGCAUAAGACUCGCACAGGAGAGAAACGAUAUCAAUGCAAAGAAUGUGGGAAAUGCUUCCUUCAUAAGGGACACCUGAAUACCCAUUUAAGAAUUCACACUGGAGAGAAACCAUACCAAUGCAACGAAUGUGAGAAAUGUUUUGGCCGGAAGGAAAACCUAACCGCACAUAUGAGGGUUCACACAGGGGAGAAACCAUACAAGUGCCCAGUGUGUGGGAAAUGCUAUAGCACUGCACAAGUUUUAAAAUUGCAUCAACUUCAAAGUCACUAUCUAGGUUUCCAUCCAAUUGGUGAUGGAUUUUCAUGCGAAUAGUCCAUAUAGAAAGAAUAUGGCCAUUUUAUCACCAGAGGUGUGUUUCCAACAAACUGAAUUUUUAGCAGAUAAAAUGCUGUGCGUGAUGUAGUUAACUUAAGCGCAAAAGUACUUUUAUGUUUUCAUAUACCAAAUAAAUGUUUCCAUUGCA
Molecule: messenger RNA, 1715 nt
Organism: Salvelinus namaycush (lake trout)
Lineage: Eukaryota; Metazoa; Chordata; Actinopteri; Salmoniformes; Salmonidae
Product: zinc finger protein 2-like
Exons: 2
Coding region: 80-1564 (494 amino acids)
Biological process (GO): regulation of transcription by RNA polymerase II
Molecular function (GO): RNA polymerase II cis-regulatory region sequence-specific DNA binding; DNA-binding transcription factor activity, RNA polymerase II-specific
Source: RefSeq, a predicted model, not a curated record